AUUUUUGAAAGAUUCGAAGUUCGCACCCAAGAAAUUUAGAAGAUGUCAAUUAUAAAUCUGAGUAAUUUGUCGCAAGAUGACCCAUUAUCAAAAUCCAAAAUUCUGACCGCGAACACUUCCCUCUUUGCCAUGGAGAGCAAUAAGCUGUAUAAAGAGAUGUUGAACCAGGACCCUUCAGAGUUCAUAAACAAGCCCAUUAGUAAAAUUGAGUUGAACCCAGAUAAAGGCGCAAACAUUUCAGAUACCUCUUCAGAUGUUUCCUUCGAAAUCAUUGAUAUAGAGGUAGACCAAGAGACAGACCAGAUGGACCUAGUCGAGCCGAUAACUAUAAAAGAAUACCGUAGGAUCUCCUUUAUCAAAACCAGCAAGGAAGAAAUCAACUCUCAAGAGAAUCCUAUUGAUGCAUUAAUGAAAGAAGAUGAGAAGAAUUAUAUAGAUUCAUGAUCAACUUCUGGAAUGAGUUCUCAAAGUCUAAAAUCCGAGGUGGAGGCAAAGCAGCUUUCUCAAGAAUCUCAUAAAAGUGAACCAAUUUUCUUAUCAGACAGUGGUACUGACUCUGAAGAAAUAAGUGAUGAUCUGCUUCCUUGUAAGAGAGAAUCCCUUCUAAGAUACAACAUUGACCCAAAGAUUUUCAAGUAUGGCGGGUAUAUCAAAGAGAAUGAUAGCUCCGAUGAACUUAGAAGUACUUGUCAAGAUUCUGACUUCUCCUCAAAAGUGCCUUAUUUCCUGCCAUAUGAAGAGGACAACUCUUCAGGGAUAAAUCCAUAUGAAAUCUCACAUGAGGUAUUCCAAGACUUUAUGGUUAAACUUCAAUCUUUAACUGAGCCUCAUCGUCAACGAAUCUUAGACCUGAUGCAGCAGAAAAACUUGAAAUAUCUUGAGAAAAUGGGGCAGAAUACUUUCUGUGGAAAAGGAUUUUGAUAUGAAGAAAUCACUCCCAUAAAAAUUCAGUGCUUAAAAGAAGAAACAUUUAUUGCUCUUGGAUAUUCAAUGGAGUACAAUGCAGAAAUUAUAUACAAAAAGAACCAGAAUAUCCCCCUUGAUCAGAAAGAGAUUAGUGAUUUGGAGGAAAUGAAGCUGGUUGAGAUCCUUCUUCAAGACCCAAAAGAGGAUAAAGAAGAUAAUGGAAUUAAAAUCUGAGCUAUAUGAUCAGGAGAUGAUAGCCAUGUAGACUUAGAGAUGAGUCAAUGAUAUCUUUGCAAAGUAACAGUUCAUGUAUCAUGUCAUAAAGGAUCAUUGAAUAACUUUCAUAAUCUGAGGUGGAAAUGGUUCUGUGAAAGAUGAACUUACCAUCGACCUGAUCUGUCCCAAUUCAGUCAGUUACUUACCAGUACCUUAUAUUCUCCAUUUGAACAUCUAACUAGAAGCCAAAAGAUCCAGAACAUGACUUGAAUAUUAUGCAAUAGACGGACAGGAGUGUUGAUAUUCUUCCUUGAACAUGGGUUUAUUCACAUUACUUGUGCACAGAAAUCACCUAAUUAUUCCCUCUCAGACUCUCAUUUAAACCUUACUACUUGCGAAAUCGACGAGUCUAAUGCUGUAGCAAAUGUUUAAAAUACCUUUGCAGCCUGAAAACUUAAAAAAUAAGUCUGUAAAAUGUCUAAACAGCCUCACAAAAUACAGUUCAUCAAGAUCUAGCGUAAACACACAAGAAUUCAGCUUAAAUUCAUGUGACUGCAGUUCAGAUUUAUCACAAACCAGCUCAAACUUAUCAGAAUCCACCUAUUCGAAAUACUGAGAGUCCUCCACAGAACAUCAAGCUAGCCAAACCAAACCUCCUCCAGACUACGACAAUGAUAAGUCAACCCACCCUACUUACUCUUUCAACCACACCUUCCGUCAAAAAUCGAAGCCAUUCUUUAAAUCUCUCUUUAACGAUUCCCAGAUAUUCUAUUUACAUCCUUCGAUCCAGAAGUUUAAUGACUACUCAGAGAAAGCUACCUUCGAUGAUUUUAUGAGGCAUUUUUAUGCAUUCUGAAGCAGAAGAGGUUUAGCCACUCUAAAUAAAAAGUGGCUUCAUUACGACUUUAGGUCACGGCCAGAUCUCCAAGAGAUCCUUGGAAUUGAUAAAUUCAGAGCUUGUGAAUUCCCUGAGGUUAUCAGUAAGUUCUGAUACAAGAGAAACGAAUAUCAAGCCCUAAUUAAGCAACGCAAGAAUGAGUACAGCAAAAAUGAGUACAACAAGAUAGAGGAGGAUCAAGAGGAGAGCCAGAACCAAGACCAGGACCAAGAUAUGUCCGAACAAAAACUUUCUGAGAUAGAAAUAACUAUUA
This is a messenger RNA of Moneuplotes crassus, 2273 nucleotides long. The record is from the annotation of a GenBank genome assembly. Lineage: Eukaryota; Ciliophora; Spirotrichea; Euplotida; Euplotidae.